AUGGCCACGGUGGCCUCACAGGGUGUCACCUUCCCCCGGGCGACAGCCGGCCUCGUCGGAUCUGGCAAGGGACAAGGUGCAUUCAUUUCUCUCAUCUUCACAAAAUUUGUCCAAGAAGACGUGGCAUCUUUCCCAAGGGCAGAAAACAAACCGAGUCAGUCCAAGUAUGAUGUUUUCCUGAGUUUCAGAGGUGAGGAUACCCGGAAAAACUUUGUUGACCAUCUGCACGAUGCUUUGAGGCGACGAGGAAUCACGGCCUUUAAAGAUGAUCACGACCGAGAUCUACCAAGGGGAAAACAUAUUAAACCAGAAAUAUUGGGGGCAAUAGAGAAGUUAAGAUAUGUAUUUGUGAUCUUUUCUGAAAACUAUGCCUCUUCUACUUGGUGCUUGGAAGAAGUUGCUAAGGCUGUGGAGUGCAAGGAUAUCGAUGAAGGAGCAGUGAUACCAAUCUUCUACAAGGUCAAUCCAUCUAACGUACGGAAACUGAGCGGAAACUUUGGGAGAGACUUUGCUAAAAUUGAGGAAACCUAUACGUGUGACAAGGGAGAUAUAAAGAGGUGGAAGGAUGCACUCAGAAAAGUAGCUGAUCUCGCCGGAAGAGAAUUGAAAGAUGGAUAUGAGACAAAGUUUAUUCAGCAAAUCAUUGGAGAAAUCGAAAAUAAACUAUGUCCUCGGCUGUCCUAUGUUGUAGGCAACCUUGUGGGAAUGUAUUCCCAUGUUGCAGAUGUAGUUGAACAUUUAUGCUUGGGCGAGAGUGAUGUACACAGUAUUGGCAUAUGGGGUAUGGGUGGCAUAGGCAAAACAACCGUCGCACGAGCAGUUUAUGACAAAAUCUGUGGCAAAUUUAAAGAUGGCUGUAGUUUUCUCGCCAAUGUCCGAGAAAUUUCAGAAAAGAAUGAUCUGGUGUAUCUACAAAACCAGUUUCUUCUUGUUCUUGUUGAUGUGGAUGAAAAGGAGCAGUUGGAAAAAUUAGCAGGAGCUCUUGAUUGGUUUGGACGUGGAAGUAGGAUCAUUAUAACAACCAAAGAUCAACAUUUGCUUCUCCAACAUGGAGUAAAUGCCAUAUAUAAAGUGGAAGAAUUAUCCAUUGAUGAAGCUCGCGAACUACUUUGUUUGAAAGCUUUUAGAAGUAACCAUCCUCCAGCAGGGUUUGAGAAGCUCAUGGAGCUGGUUAUUGGAUACGCUGACGGCCUUCCUCUAGCACUUGAUGUUUUAGGUUCCUUUUUGGCUAGUAGAAGCUCGAGGCAAUGGAAGAGUGAACUGGACAGACUUAAAGAAUGUCCAGAAGGGAAAAUUAUUGACCUGCUUAGGUUAAGUUAUGAUGGACUACAGCAGAAAGAGAAGGAGAUUUUCCUAGAUAUUGCCUGUUUCUUCAAGGGAAAGGAGAAAACUUACGUUACAGAAGUUCUGGACAAUUGCGGCUUCUACCCAGAUAUUGGAAUGGAAGUCCUUCUUCAUAGAUCUCUUAUCAAAAUCAGGGACAACAAACUGUGGAUGCAUGAUUUGCUACAAGAGAUGGCUUGGGAAAUUGUUCAUCAAUACAUGCUUGUUUAUCAGGGAACAGGAAAAGUCAAAGGCAUAGUCUUACAAUCUGGUGACUGGAGAACAGUGUGCUUGAACGGAGAGUCAUUCACAAACAUGACAAACUUAAGAUUGCUUGAUGUUCGUGCCAUCCACCUCUCUUCUGGGGUUAAGCACCUUUCAAAUGAACUAUGCCUGCUAAUAUGGGACAAAUGCAAUCUUGAACCAUUUCCUCCAGGUUUUAUUCCGAAGAAUCUUCUCAAACUCAAUUUGCGGGAUAGCCUCCUUCGCAGGCUCUGGAGAGGGGAAAAGGUCUUAGAGAAGUUAAAAGUCAUCAACCUCGAUGGUUCCCAAUUAUUCGUGGAGACUCCAAACUUCAUAAAUGUCCCAAAUCUAGAGAGGCUAAUUCUGAAAGGUUGCAAAGCACUAUCUCAGGUUCGUCCUUCAAUUGGAAUGCUAAAAACACUCAGUGUACUUGACUUAGGUGACUGUGAAAACCUCACAAGACUUCCAGAUAGUGUAGGUAAUCUAAAAUCUCUCAAAGUUCUUAAUCUGUCUGGAUGUUCAAAUCUUGAAGAGCUGCCUGAGAGCAUGGGGGGCUUAGAUUGCUUAGAGGAGCUUGAUAUUAGUGAAAGUGCCAGUACACAUCUCCCAUCCAGCUUGACAUUCUUAAAAAAUCUAAAAAAAUUUCGCUUUCAUGUUAGUAAAGGAAGGCCACAAAACUUUUGGAGGACGCUGACUCGUAUGCUGAGAAGCACUCUAAACUCUAGUGGUCCGCGGUUGCCUUCAUUUUCAGGGCUAUCCUCUUUGACAGAGUUGGAUCUGAGUGGCUGCAGUCUUUUGGACGGAGAAAUUCCCAGUGAUAUUGGCUGCUUACCCUCCUUGAGGUUUUUAUACCUAGCCGAAACAGUUUUACCACCAUACCUGCAAGCAUCAACCAUAUCUCCAGUCUGGAAUUUUUCAUAUGCUAUGUCAAAACACAUUGAUGUUUCACUUACGAUCACCAACCCUGUUUUAAAGGUGGAAAAAUGCGCUGUUCAUCUGGUUUACGAGCAGGAUCCAACAGAUUUUGAUGAUUUUCUAGUCAGGUGGUCUAGCUCAUCGCCCAGGGAUUUGGAUAGCAUCUACCAUGAGUUCCGACAACCAAGGAAGGGCUAUAGGAUCUUAGAAGCUUCCUAUCCACCUUACUAUUCUUGGAACCUUUACAAAAUACAUGAAGAUGUAGUGAGCUGCGGGAUGCUAGUCUUAGAGAAGUUAAAAGUCAUAAAGCUCGAUGAUUCCAAAUUACUCUUUGAGAAUCCAAACUUCACAAAUUUCCCAAAUCUAGAGAGGCUAAUUCUCAAAGGUUGCAAAGCACUAUCUCAGGGUCAUCCUUCAAUUGGAAUAUUAGAAAGACUCAAUCUACUUGACUUGGGUGACUCUGAAAAUCUCACUGGACUUCCAGAUAGCAUAGGUAAUCUAAAAUCUGUCAAAGUUCUCAAUCUGUCUGGAUGUUCAAAUCUUGAAGAACUGCCUGAGAGCAUCGGGGGCUGA
Messenger RNA from Syzygium oleosum, 3054 nucleotides. RefSeq names its product disease resistance protein RUN1-like. The transcript has 8 exons. The record is from RefSeq and is a predicted model, not a curated record. Gene Ontology annotation, biological process: signal transduction; defense response. Lineage: Eukaryota; Viridiplantae; Streptophyta; Magnoliopsida; Myrtales; Myrtaceae. Bases 1 to 3054 code for a protein of 1017 amino acids. Gene Ontology annotation, molecular function: ADP binding.